Scophthalmus maximus (turbot) is the source of this 15638-nucleotide messenger RNA. It is a transcript of the gene bsnb, whose product is annotated as bassoon (presynaptic cytomatrix protein) b. The coding region runs from base 206 to 12049 and encodes 3947 amino acids. The transcript is spliced from 13 exons. Gene Ontology annotation, cellular component: glutamatergic synapse; GABA-ergic synapse; axon. Gene Ontology annotation, biological process: presynaptic active zone assembly; protein localization to synapse. Gene Ontology annotation, molecular function: metal ion binding; structural constituent of presynaptic active zone. The record is from RefSeq and is a predicted model, not a curated record. Lineage: Eukaryota; Metazoa; Chordata; Actinopteri; Pleuronectiformes; Scophthalmidae.
GUCAGCGCGCGCGCUCCCUCGCCCUCUCCCGGCAGCGCGCGCGCUCCCUCGCCCUCUCCCGGCAGCGCGCGCGCUCCGUGCAGGAUGCUGACUUGUAGGUGAUGAUGGCGGAAGGGGAGCAGCGCUGAGCUCCAUCUGAGUUUGUACCGCCGCUGUAGACGCACCGACGACAUCGUUUCUCUCCGUCGACACCUAUCCCGAGGCGAUGGGGAACGAGGCCAGCAUGGAAGGGGAGGGACAGGCGGGACAGCCCGGCCCCGCCGUCGCCGCAGCGGGGGCUCCGGCUUCCAUUUCAGCACCAGCGGACUCUGGACAGCUCAUCAAGCCGAGCAAUGGAGCGCCCGCCGGAGGAAGUGGGGCUGGACCCGGGCCGGGGAUUAACAGAUCACCGUCGUCAGACCCAGGACCUAAAGCAGGGGUCCAGAGUGGUCAUGGGACAGGGGACAGGUUAGCAUCCCAUGAUACCCCUCAGCAUGCCGCACCCCAAGGAGAGCAGGGCCAGGGUCAUGUGUCCAGGAGGAGUCUGCAGGUGGAUGUGGGGAGCAGCAGGACUGGGAGGUCCCCUUCCGUGUCCCCGGACCGAGGCAGCGUCCCCACCUCUCCUUACUCUGUGCCUCAGAUUGCACCCAUGCCCAGCAGCAAGCUGUGCCCCGUCUGCAAAACCACCGACUUGAUGGGCACUGGGGAUGACAAGCCGAACUUCAACACCUGCACACAGUGCCGCUCCAUGGCGUGCAACCAGUGUGGCUUCAACCCCAACCCUCACCUCACAGAGGUCCAAGAAUGGCUAUGUCUGAACUGUCAGAUGCAGAGGGCAUUGGGGAUGGACAUGACCACACCACGCUCCAAGAGUCAGCAACAGAUAACCUCUCCUUCUCAUGCAGCCAAACCAGAACUCCAACCGCAGGCUAUGAGUCAGCCUGCUCCGCUGACACAGACCCCUCCUCAGUCACAGCCUCCAGCACAGGCUCAUCCUGUGCCUGGCCCUACCAAACAGACUGGUCCGGCUGGCCCAGGUCAGCAACAAGUUAAGCUCCCUCCAGGGGCAGUCCCUCUCCCCGGCAUGGCCAAGGCCCCAUCCCAGCCUGAUUUGUCCCGCAACUCUCCCGCCCACCAACCCCAGCACCCACGCCAGGACCAUACUCGCAGUGCGGGGAGCUCCCCUUCGCGGCAGCCUCCGCCCCCGGAGCAGACUUUUGGGAAGCUGUUUGGCUUUGGAGCAUCUCUCCUUAACCAAGCCAGCACUCUCAUAUCUGAGACAACUCAACCACAACCACAGCCCCAAAAACCAUCCCCAAAACCAGGAGGACCUCCUGGUCCUGGACCUGGGGCGAGUAAACCCUCAGGACCUCAGCCUGCACAACAAGGGCCUCGGGCCCCUGCUCAGCAGCAACAACAACAGCACCCUCCUCCAGACUCUUCUAAGCCCAAAGCUUGUUGUCCUCUCUGUAAGACAAACCUCAACGUAGGCAACACAGCAGAACAACCCAACUACAACACCUGCACACAGUGCCACUCCCAAGUGUGCAACAUGUGUGGAUUCAAUCCCACGCCGCACCUAGUCGAGAAGAAAGAAUGGCUGUGUUUGAACUGCCAGACGCAGAGGGCUCUAUCAGGAAGCUUGGGAGAUAUUCCAACUCCUGUUGCACAGCCCGUGGGUUCCCCCCGACCAACUGCAGCAGCCAAUCAACAACCAUCUCCACAGAAAGGGCCUGAUCAACUUUUAGGGCCUAGGCACGCAGCUCCUCAACAACUGCAGAAACCAACGGGUCCCCAAGUAAGUGGCCCCCUCUCUCCUGUGAAACAGGCAGGGCCUGCCCCUCAAACCAAGGGGCCUAUCCCAGCUACCCCUCAAUCCAAGGUUUCUGCUCAACCUGUUUCUCAACACAAAGGUUCAACUCAGUCACCUUCCCAAACUAAGGGCCCAACACAACCCACAGCUCAGAGUAAGGGUCCUCAAGUGAAAGGUCCUAAUCAGUCACAUGCUCAAAGCAAAGGCACUGUUCAGUCUGCUAACCAAGUGAAGGGCCCGAGCCAGGCUAAAGGGCCGACCCAUACAAAGGGAUCUGCUCAGCCCUCUACUCAGGCUAAGGGCCCUUCUCAUGCCGUUGGUGCCAAGGCUUCAUCCGCCCCUGGUAAAACCGCACCCAACCAUGCUAAGGCCUCCCCCACUCCCUCAAAACCAGCAACUACUCAGUCUAAACCCACAGGUAACAACCAGGCUCGCAAACAGCUGCAGAGCCAGGAAAAGACUAAAGUCGCAACUAAAUCUCUAAAAGAAGACGUCAAGGCCUCACAGAAGAAGGCACUGUCAGAGACGACCACUUCACCAAAAGACAUGAAGAUAGCUGGAGAUGUACUGAAGUCAAAACACCAUGAAGAUUCUAAUAAAUCGAGUACACAGAGUUUAAGUGACACUGGAUACUCUUCAGAUGGGAUCUCCAGCUCUCAAGGGGAAAUUACAGGCCAGAUUCGGGAAGAAGGAAUCAAGCUGAGCGAAAGAGGCACUUCCAUUCCUUCAGAAAUCACCAAUCUAGAAAGCUCCAUGAAGCCUCUGCUAGAGUCAAAGACUGCCUCAGAUCAUAAGCACAGGCCACACUCACUGUCAGUUGGAAAGGACCGGGACUACACUCCUGAUGAUGAUGCAACGAGGGAUGAAUCAGAAGAUGACCUCAGUUGUAAGCUUCGCCAUGAUUAUGUGGAGGACAGCAGUGAAAGUGGUCUCUCACCAUUGCCAGUAAGACAGAAGAAGUCUCAUAAAGAAUUAUCUGAUGAGGAAUUCAUGAGGAGGCAAAUUAUGGAGAUGAGUGCCGAUGAAGAAGAGUUGGAAGAAUAUGAAAAUCAGAAGACUAAAAAGGGACAUAAAACCAGUGGGGAAGUGAGCAAAGAGAGACGACGUCUCUCUCACCAUUCUAAUAGUUUUGAGGAUGACACAAAGGUAUUGGAGGGUACAUACAAGGCAAAUGAAGAAGAAGAUGUUGUAAUGGCUGGAGGCCUACGACGCUUUAAGACUAUUGAGCUGAAUAAUACCAACAGCUAUAACCGAGACAUGGAGCUCAGUACCGAGCAUGACCUACGAGAACCAGAGCUAGAGAUGGAGAGUCUGACUGGCUCUCCAGAGGAGCGGUCCAAGGGGGAAUAUUCAUCAACUCUGCCUGCCACCACUCCCAGCUACACCUCUGGAACAUCCCCCACAUCUGUAUCAUCCAUGGAGGAUGACAGUGACAGCAGCCCUAGUCGUAGGGCAAGACUAGAAGAGGCAAAGCAACAGAGAAAGGCUCGACAUCGUUCCCAUGGGCCACUGCUGCCCACAAUAGAGGACUCAUCUGAGGAGGAUGAGCUCAGAGAGGAAGAAGAACUACUUAGAGAACAGGAGCAGAUGAGAGAUCUAGAGCAACAGAGGAUCCGAAGUACUGCGAGAAGAACGAAAAGGGAUAAAGAGGAGCUACGUGCACAGAGACGUAGGGAAAGAUCCAAAACUCCCCCCAGUAAUCUUUCUCCUAUUGAGGAUGCAUCACCAACAGAAGAACUGAGACAGGCUGCAGAGAUGGAGGAGCUUCAUAGAUCUUCCUGUUCUGAAUACUCACCUUCUAUGGACUCUGAAGCAGAGGGCUUUGAGAUGAUUGGUGGUAAGCUUUACAAAGCAGGUAAUGAAUAUAACCUUCCCACUUUCACAUCCCUCUACUCCCCUACAGAAAAGACAUCAGCAAUGUCACCAUCUGAUAAAACACUAAAAAGUGCAGAGGAGGUCUAUGAGGAGAUGAUGAAGAAAGCACAGCUUAUGCAGAGGGAUGGACAAAAAGUUAAUCAGCAGAAAGGUGCCUCUCAGCCUGAUGGUAAACAUCAUCUUGAAACAGGAACUGUACUAACCCCAGGCUCAAGCCCAACACAAGUUACUGCACCAAUGUCCUUCUCCACUACAGACCCAAGAAUCCCAGGAAUUCAUGCAGCACAGCAUCUAUCAAAAGAAACACAAAAUAGGAUGAUGACACAGAGUGCCAAAAUUGAAGGUGUUGUUGGAGGUGCCACAACCAAACCCCAAGUCAGUCAGACUGCCACAACUCGUCAGGCAGGUAGCUCAGUGCCUGCUGGCAGCAGAGCAGGAUCUCAGAGGGCACCACAGGCAUCACCGGACUCUGGAGCGUCCUCUCUAACUUCCAAAGUCUUUUCCCUUUUUAAAGGUCCUAGCCCCCCAGUUUCCCCAACUACUUCCCCAGCACAAAGUCCAACGCAUAUGCCAUCUGUGCUAACCACUGGUGGUAGUGGUAGGCAGCUGCCACACUUGCCUGGUGGCCCUACAUCAGCUACAGCCUCCCAUGGUGCUCAGGUACCACAAAGAGCAAUUUCGCCACGUCUUGCACGACAGCAGUCCUCUCAAGAUUCAACAGUGAUGGUGAUAACACUGGCCUCUGAAACAACUAGUCCUGCUAAGCCACUGACAGUAAAUUCUUCCACUUCCCCUUUGUCAUCACCAACACAGGUUAGUUGUAAAACAUUGUAUAGCUCCCAGCCCCCUCCUACAAGUUCCCCAACAUCACCACAAAUGCAUCCAUCACAGCAGUCUCCUCAACAUUCUUCACACGUGGUUGAAAGUUUUGAAAAAGGAAAUGUUCGUAUUAGCACAGUGACCACAAGUGCAAAUAGUCGUGGAUCUAUGGAAAGUAUAUCUCUAUGUAAAAUCUCAAAUAUUCCAGGGACUUCAAAUGUUGUGGGUCAGGGCCAAAUGCAUCCAAGCAGUAAUGUGGUGGAUCUGAGAGCCCCAGUGAGGCCUGCCCCAAUUAUAAUGACAGACCAGGGGAUGGACCUAACAUCUCUUGCAUCUGACUCGAGAAGAUACUCUUUGGGGACAGAGCAGCCAUCUGGUCGACACACAGCAGUCCAAUCUCUUAUUAUGAACCUGAAUGCCCAAGAGCAACCACAUGCAUCUGUAUCUACACCGACCACAGUAAGUGUCACAGUUGCAGGUUCAACAUUCAUGUCCCAAUCCAAGCAGCCAGUGGUGUAUGGAGAUCCUUUGCAAAACCGUGUGGAUCUGGGGCAGGGGGUUGGAUCAGCUGUUUGUUUAACCCAGAGUAAACCACAGAUUACUGACCCAUCUAUUCCCAAAAUUGAUGCCUGUUUGGAGAACCUGGGUAUACAACAGCAACAAUUACAGCUACAGCAGCAGAAGCUCCUGCAGCAGCAACAGCUUCUUGAACAGCAGCUCCAGCAGCACCACCAGCAAUCCUCUUUUGCUCGUUACAAUUUAGCUAAUCAGGUCCAGCCACUGCUAAUGAAAAAAGACCUUGUAGUGAGCCAGACAAGCAGUAACCAGUCUACAGUCACUGCUAGUGCCAUACCUAGAGUAUCCCCCCUGGCUCCCCCGUCAGUGUCUGGGGCUCCUGCUUCUGAUGCUCCCCAUGAAAUCUAUAGUGGAGUUGCCUUAGAGCUAAAGAACAAGCCUGCAGCAAUAAACUUGUCGACUGGUAAACCCCAUGUUAUGAUGGUGCAACUUGAUGAGAGUAACACAUCACAGGGGGGUACAGUGACCAAACUGGUAAAGCAAGAGGAACCUCCUCCCCCUCCUCAGGUCUUGGAUCUCACAGGCCAGAUUAAACCAGAAAACCAGGUGGCUUGUUGUGAUGUUGUUUACAAAUUGCCCUUUGCUGGUUCCUGUUCAGGGUCAUUCACUCAGAAGCCUGCAACAGUAUCCUCAGAUAAAACCCCCACCAGUGAAACCUCUCAAGCAACCCAUUCUCCCCAUCCACCUACCUACAAUAUCAGCCAACAAAAGCAACACCCUCCUCAAGCUACACAAGGAGUGACAGAGGAACAUAAACCACAUCAACCACCCAUAGUCCCCUUGGGAAGAAUACAACCCUCAAUGUCUGAUAAUAAUCUCACUUCCAUGACUGAUGCUGGUCACUAUCCAAGCAAUGUCCAGGGGGGUCUUGCAGUUGAUCUCAGCAGUAUAAAUCAGGCUUAUGAUGGAGGAUAUCUUGGCAUGGGAGCACAAUAUGGAUCUUACACAGACUUACGCCACCAAGGAGAUUUCUCUGGCCCUUCCUUACCUCUUCGCCGAUAUGGCUCCAUGUCAAAUAUUAAUGCGGACUAUGUCUACAGUUCACGUGACCUAACAGGAUCUCAGGACUCCAAUCUGGCUCAGUACAGUGCAACUACUGCCAGGGAGAUCAGCCGCAUGUGUGCAGCUCUGAACACAGUGGACCAGUUUGGAAGUCGGUAUGGAAAUAACCCUGAACUGAUACCAUAUGGGGCUGGAAGGGGUGGACCUUUAGGUAGGCUUAAUCUCCAGCAAAGCUUAGCAUCAAUAAGAGCAAACCUACUGUAUGGCCCAGAUGGAAGACCAACAGCAAAUGGCCAAACCCUAACCAAUCUAAUUAAUGCCAGACAAGCAAGUAUACGCGCCUUGUACCCAGCUGCUAUGAGGGGAGGUGAUGGUAUGAUAUAUUCCACAAUAAACACCCCCAUAGCCUCUACCUUGCCAAUUACCACACAGCCUGCCUCUGUUCUACGUCCUAUGCCUAGAGGAAUUUACAGACCAUACCCUACAGGUGUAACAGCUGUACCAUUGGCUAGUCUUAACAGGUUGCCUCAAGUGACUCCGAGAAUGCCUCUGUCCACACAGGGACCAUAUUCUUACCCUCCUCCAAGCCAGUAUUCUACUUCAGCCUCACCUUCAGGAGGUGUGACUGCUGCAAACAGCUCACAACAGGAAAGUCCGGUGUACCUUGGAAAGCCUUUAACUACAGUUGCACCGCAAACUGCUGCAAUCAUUCCACCAGCCCAACCUGCAACACACUUCGGAGAACAAAAUCUACCAGCACCUGGUUUGCAAACAACAGCAGAUCAGCAGACAGAGCAUACUCAAUGUGCUUCGUCCCUUUCUCAUGCUCAAGGCCAACUUCCAAAUGCCCAGCCAGGGCUGGCUCAAAUGCAGCCACAGCAGCUACCUGCUCAAACUGAACCUUUAUCUCUGACUCAAACUCAAUCUCAAGUUCAACCCAUCAGUCAACCUCAACCAUUAGUUCUGCCACAGGGCCAGCCACAAAUGACACACCAAGGUACUGCUCAAGCACAGACUUCCAAACUUUCUCCUCCCAUGGAUGCACAGAAAAGUCAGGAAGAUGAGAGGCUGAGUCAGCAACAAGAACAUAUGCUGCAGCUAGAGCGAGAGAGGGUUGAACUGGAGAAAGUACGGCAGCUGCGCCUACAUGAGGAGCUUGAAAGAGAUCGUAUGGAGCUCCAGCGACACAGAGAAAAAGAACAAAUACUUGUUCAGCGUGAGAUACAAGAACUGCAGACAAUCAAACAGCAAGUCCUACACCAACAGCAAGCGGAGCGGGAGACACAGCUUAUCAUGCAAAGAGAACAACUGGCCCAGCAAAGGAUGCAGCUUGAACAAAUUCAGUCUCUGCAGCAGCAGCUCCAGCAGCAGCUGGAGGAGCAGAAAAGGCAAAAGACAGCAGCAGUGGAGGCAGCAGCUGCUGCUGCAGUAGCAGAGGCCGCCGCUGCAUCAGCAGCAGCGGCAGCAGCAGCAACAUCUGCCCAGGGUGCUAUACAGGGGGUAGUUGUUGGAGGAGGGGCCCCUCAAGGGUUCAUUAUCUGUGACCAGAGUGGUAGAGUUAUUCAACAAGAUGGACAGAGUGUUCAAUUUUGGCAGGAUGGACAAGUGGUCCAAGCUGUGGUGGCUGCUCGACCUAUUCAUAGUUCUGUCUCUGAAAUGUCUUUGAGGAGCAGCGACAAACAGUCUGAUUCCAAAAUUAUGAAAAAGCAGAAUUCAAUGCCUCGGCUGAGGGAUGGCUCAGAGGAGGACUCCGUGAAGAGAAUUACAGACAGCUGUGUGCAAACAGACGAUGAAGAUGGUGAGGACAGAUUCAUGAACAGGCGUAGAAGAACAAGGCGUAUUGCGGACUGUAGUGUGCAAACGGAUGAAGAAGACCAGGGAGAAUGGGACCAGCAACCAGUAAGGCGCAGGCGAUCACGUGUAUCGAAACACUCUGAAUCCAGUGGUGAGACUAAAUCAGAAGGGUUAUCUAAAGUUGUUUCCUCAAGUAUAGCUAUCCAGACCACAAAUGAUUCGUCAUGCCAGACAGAGCCUGACCAGCUAGGCAGGGUUUCACCUGCAAUCCACAUAACCAUGGCAGAGACCUCAAAGGUUGACCUAUUACAUUACAUAGCCUCCCCUGAAAGGACUCACAAAGGAGAGAGUCUGGCUUGUCAGACAGAACCAGAGUCUCAUUCUCAGGGUGUGGUCGCCCCUCAACUGAGUGUCCCUACAACUAUCAGUCCGUACUCCACCAGUCUGCAUAUAGUAGGUUCAAACACAUCAGAUCCAGCCUCUUCUAGACUCCAAGGAGUUGCUAAGUUUGAAAGGAGGAAGCCAGACCCCCUGGAAAUUGUCUAUCAGCAGCAACAAAAUGAGUCUCCAUCUCGCCAGCCCCCUAAAUCUCCCCAGGUGCUAUACUCGCCUGUAUCUCCAUUAUCUCCUCAUCGUAUGUUGGAGACAACAUUCGCCUCCCAGGAGAAACUCAACAAAGCCCAUGUUACACCCCAGCAAAAAGCCUUCACGGCUGAUUCACCCCAACGCCAUCAGACUCUACCAAGGCCUAUAAAAAGUGUACAGCGCUCCAUGUCAGAUCCCAAACCUCUCAGCCCUACAUCAGAGGACCCAGCCAAGAACAGGUUUUCACCAUAUCAUCAGCAAGCUGUUUCCAACAGUCAGCAGAUGGCCUCCCUGCAGCAGCAGCAGAACUCUCUCAUGAGGAAAAUAAAGAGGACUCUCCCCAGCCCCCCUCCAGAGGAAACUCCUCUCCCCAUUGUUACUCCAGCACAAAUGUACAGCUCUUCCGGCAUGCCCCAGCGGGUCCUACCCAGACCCUCCCAGGGAAUCACCAAGGCUGGCCUGCUGAGUGAACUGAAAGCUGUGGAACAAGAGUCAUCAAAGCUCCGUAAGCAGCAGGCCGAACUGGAGGAAGAAGAAAAAGAGAUUGAUGCCAAGCUGCGUUACUUGGAGCUAGGUAUCACCCAACGUAAGGAGACCAUGGUGAAAGAUAGGGAGAGGAGAGAGCUUGCUUACCUGAGAUGUAUGGGUGACGCUCGUGACUACAUGUCAGAUAGUGAGCUCAAUAAUCUCAGGAUGGCAGCUGCAACAGGAAACUUUGAUGCUAAUGGACUGCUGACAAGGCCCAGCACUGCACCAAUGAGUCAGUUUACUAAUGACCUCAAUUCAGCCUCUCAGUAUCCCUCAACCUCAUCUUAUAUGUCUUAUUCAUAUCCACAAAGUCAACCAUCAACGCAGCCACCGAGUUCAGCUUAUCAACAGAUAGGCUUCCAACCUCCUCAGUACCCUUCAUCCUCUGCCCCCCAGCCAGGAACUUUCCAGCCCCACCCCCCACCAGGCCCUGGCUAUCAGAAUCAGGGAACAUAUUCUUCUCGUAUGUAUGCUCAAUCCUCCUACCAGACAGACCAUGGCAUGCAGCAACAUGGUCUCCAGGGCUUCCAUCAGCCUGGUCAACCCAUGCCAAGCCAGAGUCUUCCCUACCCCAGCCACAGCUCUUACCAACCUGGCCUCCCCUUUCAACCGCAGGCAGAGAUCCUUACAGUCCAUCAAAGACCAAGGCAAACAUCUUUGGCUGACCUUGAGCAAAAACUCCCCACCAACUAUGAAGUCAUUAGCAAUCCAGCAGUGUCAGUGGCAACAUCAGCUCCAGAUACCAACUAUGGCAAUGCAGUCUACAGCAAUGCAUAUGGACAAUACCAACCACCUGAGCCUUGCUUGACUCACUCUGUGGAGAGCCCCACCUCUGCUUAUGCUUCAGAUGGACUUUACACCUCAAACCUGGAGCAGAAUAUUCCUAGGAACUACGUCAUGAUUGAUGACAUCAGUGAGUUGACAAAAGACAACACUAGCCAACAGACUGAUGCUUUAGGUCAUCCUGUAGGAGGACGGUAUCGCACUGAGAACGGCCCUACGCGUGGAAGUUCCUAUGGGAGGCCUGAAGAUGAGCCUGUGGAUGCUUAUGGCAGACCUACAGGCUCAACAGGAUACCAAAGCACAGUAGACAGUCGCACCACCACCACAGUGAGUGGAGGCUCUUCCUAUUACUAUGAUGAUUAUAAACACACAUCACGGAGCUCCUCCAGUAGCCACAAACUCACACCCAAGAAUCUGGCCCCUGCUGUAGUGUCCUCUAAACGCAGUAAGCACAGGAAGCAGGGAAUGGAGCAAAAGAUUUCAAAAUUCUCCCCUAUUGAAGAAGCACGGGAUGUGGAGUCUGACCUUGCCUCUUACACGAUGACAACAUCAACAGGAGGCAGUUGUACAGUUGUGUCCAGAACCAAGAAGCUUCCGGAUGAUAUGACCUACGGGAUGAAAAAAAACACAUAUGACCAGCAGAAAUAUUACGGAACCAGUCGUGAGGGUCUUGAGGAAGAGGACCGCAUGUAUAGCUCUGGAAGGUCCAGGUCCACUGGAUAUGGUAUGGACAAGAUUUCCUCUAGAGAUACCACAGGCCACAGGAGUAAAUCUUAUGAAAGAGAUGCCAUGGAGCGGUCUCAGAGAAGCAGUCGCAGUGGAAGGCCUCCCAUGCGCAGCCAAAAUUCAGAAGAGGAGAGCCCGCUCAGUCCUGUUGGGAAGCCUGUAGGCAUAGGAAGAACCUCUGGCAUACCAGAGGCCCAUGAUGUGAGGAAUCAGUAUGGCUCCAGCCAUUCAUUGCCAGAUGUGCAAGACCACCACAAGAAGGACCUGCCCAGGAGUCAUGUCUAUAAACCAGAAGACCCUUACCUGGUCGAUGACAUGCACUGUGCUGUUUCUGACAGUGAAGCAUAUCACCUGGGCCAAGAGGAAACUGACUGGUUUGAGAAGCCACGGGAGGCCCGUUCUGAUCGCUCACGACAUCAUGGAAGUGGAAGUCACUCAUCCACAGGUAGGCGUAGUAAACACACCUACCAUGAUUAUGAUGAACCUCCAGAGGAAUACUGUCCCCAGGAUGAUUACAGUCAACAACGCCAUUCCUCCUCCACAUCGCCACGAGACCACCGUCACCACGGUGGCAGCUCUGGCAGACACAGCUCUUCUCGGCACUCCUCAGAGGAUCCUAGGUCCACCCGAUCAGCCAGGACACACCCCAAAGACCCAUCGGGUCGCUCUGAUGGCAGAAGCUCUGCGUCUAUGCAAAGAAGGAGCGGUCCAGACUCCCGUCCUGCCCAGGGAAGCCCCCGAAAUUCAGGAGACUUCUCUCGUGAAACAGCUUCGGGUCAUCACCACGGUACUGGAGGAAGGGGCCAGAGACCUCAAGGAGAUCGGCCAACCUCCAAGAGACAGGAACCCUCUGCCGGAGGGCUUAAACCACAGCAACAGCAGCAACAGCAGCAACAGCCCCCUCAGGGCCAUGCUGGUCCGCAACGGCCAGGUGUGCAGGGACAAUCUGGGAGACAUCCAGGCUCUGAACCAAUUAAUGGCACCCAACCAGCACCACCACCACCACAACAACAACAACCACAACAACCACAACAACAACAACAACAACAACAACAGCAGCAACAACAACAGCAGCAGCAGCAGCAGCAGCAGCAGCAGCAGCAGCAGCAGCCACAACCACUGCAACAUGGCCAGGCCCCUCAGAGCAGCCAGCCCACCACAACCACUGCAGGAGGUGGACCAGCACAACAGCAGCCCAAAUCUGGCCAAACCCUACCUCAGGGACGCCAGCCAGGAGUUGGUUCUGCAGCUGGACAGCCAGCUACCACAGCGGCAAAAGUUGAUGCUUCACCUGCAGCAGCUAUGGGAAUGAAACUAACAGCAGGAGUUCCAACAACACCUCAGCCUUCCAAAAUAGCUACACCUCCUUUAACAGGCAUCGGCUCCAAGGCUGCCCCUGUUGGGAUCGGUGGCAAACCCGGAGGAAUAGGCAGCGCUGCAGCAGGACAGCCACCAGCUGACGGGGAUAAUGUUCUGACCAAGAUGCUACAAGGAGGGGCCGCAGAGCAGGCAGGGAAACUGGGGGAUGCUUUGUCUGGCCUUGGGAAGAAGUUCACUUCAUUAUGGUGAACUGAUCAGACGGGUAUGCAGAGUUGAAAUAAGACGGAUCGGUACUUUGUUCUUGAAAAAACCUAUGACACUGCAUUAAAUACAUUUCACAUUACAUAGGAGGUAGAGGAAGAUAUCUUGAGUGCAUCAAGCUGGAAUCAAAGGAUGCCUUGUCAGCACUGAAUUCCCCAGACAUGGGCACACGAUUGAAGUGAAUUUAAUAAGGGUGAUCGCUUUGUCAGCACAGCGUUACAAGGCUUGAGCAGAGGCCUGAGCAGACCUGAAAGUAGAUGAUGCCUUGACCGAACUAUAGUCCCAGGAUGAUGAUCAUGGAGACAUCUGACGCCUCAUUGAGGGAAAAAAACAGUCAAUAAUGAGGAUGCAGUGACGCGGAGGAGAGUGGGGGAAGGAGGACUCGAAUCUUGCUUCCUCUCCUCUUCUGGAGAAAGCCUCCUGGGAACUGUAUGACAGUAAAAGGCAUGCUAAGUGAGGCACCUGGAUAUCUGGAUAUAUACCAUGCAUGUCCCUUCUUUCAAACAACUGCAUGUAUGAAGCCUCACAGCGCCCUCUACAGUGAUGUUAAUGGAACACAGCUCAUGUCUGAUGACUUCGGACAAGGAUAUUUGAUUCUGCGUUGAUGCCCUCACAGCCUUCUCAUGCAAAAAAUAUUUAAAAAGAAAGAUUUUCAUAGGUUUUUCUUGAACCAAAGAUACCAAUCUUACCGUACAAUGACAACACAUCCCUGAAGAAGACAAGGUGUAUCACGGCAAUGACAACUGAUCUGAUGACUCCACUACAAUCCUUGAAUGUUUGGUUUCUCUGGUUUCUGCAGUACAUUCCAGUAUAGGGAAUUCUACCCUUUCUUUGAAUGUGUUUUAUUUCUCUUCUUUUAUUUUUGUUUUGUUGUCUACAGAAUGCAUUGUGUAAAUGUGGACACGAGAAUGCACGCACAAAUAUUUCAAAAACUGAAAAAAAGAAGCCCAUUUUGUCACCACCUUUUGAGAUGCCACUAGUCGUUAGAUAUCGUUUUAAGGGAAGGGAAUUACUACCAGUGUGCCCACAAGUGUGAGAUUCACACAGAUGAGAGGACCAAAUGAAAGAGUGGCCACGGCUUUUUAUUAGCCAUCACAAAGCCAUCGUUAUUGUCAGCCCUGGAGACUUCUGGGACUUUAUCCUUUUUAUUGUUUGUCUCAUCUUCUGAUUUGUAUUUUUUGCCUGAUUUUCAUCGAAUGGAAGAGCCUUAUUCAGUACUGAUGUUUUUACCUGUAUACCUCAUAUAUUUUAAAAUGUCCAUAUCACCAUGCAUUUCUUUUUACACAACUGUAUAUUGUAUGUACAUAAAACAAAUCAGAGAUCUAACUAUGUAAAUUUUUCCUUUGUGUAUUUAUGGAAUCACUUUCUGGUGAAUUUCUUUUUUCUUUUUUGUUGUUCUGUGUUUUUUCUUUGGUAAAACUUUAUAUUUUUCACUUUAGAUUUUUUGAAUCUUUUUUCUUGCAUCAGAUAAUUUGCUUGUUUAUUUUAAAAAAGCAAUAGCAUGCAGAAAAUGGUAUAUAGCACAAUGGUAUAUUAUUAUUUAAAUUAGUGAUGAGAAAUAUCAAACACUUGUUGAUAAAUAGCCGUAAUACAAGUUGUCAGAGGGUUUACAACCACAGUACCAUGUCCAAAUGUGCAUGUAUUGUGCAGAUGCGCAAGAGCAUGCAGACUGGUACAAAUACACUCACAGACACACACACUCUCUCUCUCUCUAUCUCUUGCAAAUACAUAUGCACACACGUACUGUACACUUUGCACCAUAGUUACACUUUAAAAGCCAAGGUUAAUUGAGUUCUCCGACGAACAGACCUGUUAACCUGCUGCUGAUCAAUGUGGUUACAGUACCAAUUCACCAACAAGAUGAUCUCACUAACAAGCUGGGCCCACUGCCUCUAUUUGUGCAAAGACACACAUACAGAUACAGACACGUGCACACACACACACACACACAAAUACAUGCAGAUAUAGGGGAGGAUGAAAGCAAUUAUCAAUUUAAAUGUUCUAUGCAAUGACUCAUUUUGAACCUGGAAGUGAUUCAGCCUAAAACAGUUUAUUAUCCCCAUUGUAUUCACAAGAAAAUUACAAAAUUAUGAACUACAAUGUUAAAAAAAAGGUCAUGAAAAUGUUUUUACUUAGCAACUUGUCUGUAUGAAUUUGAAUAUUGAAUAUUGAACUAGAAUUGUUUUUAUUUUUCGUGGCAUGUAUUCACCCGUCACACCCCACAUGGGGGACUUGUUGCCAAAGGGUAAACUGUGUAGACUGUUGGUUCUGAAUGUCCAUCAUCAUGUUGCUUUGAAGCAUGGGUUUGCUUGGCUUUGUCUGGCUGUUUGUAAGCCCUCAUUCAGUUUUUGUGCGUUUUGGCUGACCUGGGCUCCUCAGUGUUUGGCUUGCAGUGACUGUCCAUGCAGCUAUAAACCUGUGAUACAGAUGGUCAGCACAUCUCAUUAAUAUGUGUCAAUGUACAUAAUGGGUGUCAGUAUAACCUGUGGGGUCAAUGGAAUGCUUCAAACCGAUAUGUCAUUGUUGAUUAAAACACUCAGCAGCCAAGCCAUUGGAAAGGUGCAUGAUUAGAUCUUAUAUUCUUGGAAUUUGUACCUGAAUUUAAAAAAAUUAUAAUAAAAAAAAGUUAUGGCAUGAUUUCACCAAGGUUUUCGAACCUUGACUUUCACAGGCCAACAAAGAGAAUAUUGAUGAUUAAAAUACUCAGCCAGUCAUUCACAAACAGGGCAUGUCAUUUGGAAAGCACAAGCCUGACUGGUAACACUUGCCUCUCGAUGAAACACAGAAACAUGGAGGUUGCGUAAUGGGGCCUCCAGCUGAACAGUGUGAGAGCUGAAUCAAAAAAAGAAGUGGAGGUGCUAUCUGGUCGAUAUGAGGUGCAUGAGACAAAACAGCCUUCAGUGCAGCCGUCCGGAUUGACAGACAGGCAGAAAGUCACACAUUCUUACUGUAAAUACAAAUUCAUUCUUCUGUACAGCUUUUGAGUUUUGAGUACGGCCGUCAUGUGCAUCCCCAUGCCGUAUUUGCUGCCAACUUUUUGUGUAUAAAAAGAAUAUUCAUUACCACGAUAAUGAUGAUGAUGAUAAAACUAAUGAUGAUGAUGAUGAUUAUUAUUAUUGCAUAAGCAUAGUGUAUGUGGCUGACGCAUAUUGACUGUUUACAACAGUGGAACAAAACGUGUAUUUAGAAACACCUGGUCUGUGUAGAGUUUCUAUACAUAUUGUGUAUUGUAUAACAAGACAAAAUACCUCCAUGGCAUUGGAAAGUGGAAUGCCUUUUGUCAGACUAUCAGGAGGUCUUUGAUUUGAUGGAUAUGAUCUGCAAGGUGAUGAGGAUGAUGGGAAGAGGCUGGAAAAAAAACACAAAAAAAAAUCUGGAAAAUGUCAUUCACUGUUGUAAGUGCAAUGGGCAAAACGUCAGUCGUGAAUCCAUUGUGAAACCUUGUGUUCUAUUCAGUGUAUUCCUGUAAACAGAUAGAGUAAAUUUUGCUGCAUCAUGUCAAGUAAUGUGAUUAAUGAAAAUAUUGACCCUGCAAUUUCCAAACAGAAAAGAAUAAAAAGAAAAGGAAUAUAUUGUG